Anoplopoma fimbria (sablefish) is the source of this 2457-nucleotide messenger RNA. RefSeq names its product immunoglobulin superfamily DCC subclass member 3-like. Gene Ontology annotation, cellular component: plasma membrane; axon. Gene Ontology annotation, molecular function: protein binding. Gene Ontology annotation, biological process: cell-cell adhesion; axon guidance. The record is from RefSeq and is a predicted model, not a curated record. Lineage: Eukaryota; Metazoa; Chordata; Actinopteri; Perciformes; Anoplopomatidae.
AUGAAGAUGCUGAAGAUGCUGAAGAUGCUGAUGAUGCUGAUGAUGGGACUCUGCUGCUCAGGUGUGGGCGGAGCCUCGGAACUGGCCUUCCUCAAGGAGCCCAGUGAUGUCAUCGCAGCGCGGGACCGCCCCCUGCUGCUGGACUGUCAGGUGGAGGGGGAGGGGCCGAUCUCCAUCACCUGGAGACGGAACGGUGUUCCCGUGGCGACCGGCGUCAAGGCGGCGCUGCUCGGCAACGGAACGCUGCUCAUCAGGAACUUCUCUAAGAGACGAGAGAGCAACGAGACGGACGCCGGGGAGUACGACUGCGCCGCCCAGAACCGCUACGGCAUGUUGAUCAGCCGCAAGGCCCGGGUCCAGCUCGCAUUCCUCCCUAAGUUCCUGUCUCACCCAGAGUCCGUGGCGGUGGGUGAAGGGGGCGUGACCAGACUCACCUGUCAGGUAAAUGGAAUCCCAGAAGCCAACAUCACCUGGCAGAGAGACCGACGCCCACUGAGCACCGAAGAUCCCAGGUACACUCUGCUGCCUAAUGGCGUGCUGCAGAUCACCGCCGUUCGACAAACGGACAGCGGUUUGUUUCGCUGCGUCGCUUCCAACAUCGCCAACACUCGAUACAGCCACGAGGCCCAGCUGUCUGUCACCGUUGCAGGAUCCAGGAUCUACCGAGAACCCGUCAUCCUGUCCGGUCCUCAGAACCUCACCAUCAACGUCCACCAGACGGCCAUCUUGGAAUGCAUCGCCACCGGAAACCCCCGACCCAUCGUGUCCUGGAGUCGCCUCGACGGCCGCUCCAUCGGCGUGGAGGGGAUCCAGGUGUUGGGAACAGGAAACCUGAUGAUCUCCGACGCGACGCUGAAACACUCCGGAGUUUAUGUUUGUUCAGCAAACCGACCAGGAAGUAGAUCCAGAAGAACAGCAGUGGGCCGCCUCGUAGUACAAGCUCCUCCAGAGUUCGUGCAGUGGCCUCAGUCCGUCUCCAGACCAGCAGGUGGCAGCGCCGUCUUCAGCUGCACGGCGUCCGGCGCUCCGGAGCCUCAUCUCAUCUGGCUGAAGAACGGGAAACUGCUGACCGCGAGCGGGAACCUCAAACUCACCAACGGGAACACGACUCUGGCGAUCACCCGGAACCCCCAGGACGAGGCCAUCUAUCAGUGUAUUGCAGAGAACAGCGCUGGCACCAACCAGGCCAGCGCCCGGCUCGCAAUCAGCCAGGGGCCCGAGCUGCCCGAGGCCCCCACCGGCCUCCAGGCCUCGGCCCUCAGCUCCACCAGCCUGCAGCUGAUCUGGGACCAGCCGGCGGACCACGUCAGCCAGCAGAUCAUAGGCUACGUCCUGCACAUCAGACGCCUGGGGGAGCCAGACAGUGCUGAGCUGCAGGAGGCCGUCAGUAAGACCACCUUCAGACACGAGUUCAUCAACCUGGAAGCUGCCACCACCUACUCCGUCUACCUGAAGGCCUACUCUGCUCUGGGAGGAAGCCAGCAGUCCAACACCAUCACUGCCACCACACAGGGGGGCGUUCCCAGUUCCCCCAGUUUCUUCACCAAAGUCCUGAACCAGACGGCCAUGCAGGUGUACUGGGAGCUGCCCAGUAAGCCAGGGAAGCUGGAGGGUUUUAGACUGGAGUACCGCGGGGUCUCCAACCCAGAAGUCCAGGGGCAGGAGACCUUCCCAGGACACAUCAACACCCACACCAUCUCCCACCUGGAGCCGGCAGCAGUUUACGAGAUCCAGCUGGUGGCGUUUAACGGGAACGGAGACGGUCCGGCCAACCGCCGCCUCGUGUCUCUGGCUGAGGGAGGAAACACUGCAGCAGCCGGUCCCAGCUGUAACUGUGAUCAGCCUCACGGCUCCAUGUCCGCUCUGCUGGUCGGCGUCCACAGCGGCCUCGCCUGCAUCCUCUGCUGCCUGCUCCUCAUCCUGCUGGGAUACAGACGCAGUUUCUUCUGCAGGAAGUCAGCGAGCUGGGAGACUCCACCCACUCUGAAUGGUGUCAGAGGUGCUAAAGGUCACACACCUGAGAACAUCGAGCUGAGCCAGGUCGGUGAUCAUGUGACUCCGGCCGGUUCCCGCGUGGUAUCAGAUGCUGACGUCGUGGCGUCCCGGAUGCUUCCUGUUGAAACCAAAACCUUUUUACUUCAGUUUGGUGUCAUUUUGAAUUUGUCACCGUUGGUGCCGCGAGACGAUGAGGCCUUCCACCGGUCUGACCAGAGACCAGGGUCCUCGGAGGAUCCAGUGUGGGUUCAGGUGAACUACCUGAACAGGUGUGUGUUUGUUUGUGUCACCGAGUUCGCCUCAGGUCAGGAUGUAGAGGAAGCCCACAGUCAGCUGGUCCCCCCUCCCCCCUCCUCUGACCCCCCCACCAAACUCUUUACCUCCAAAGAGAGCUACCUCGGGCUCAACGCCAAACGCCUGAGCUACAGGCAGCCGUUAGCCUCCUGCUGCUGGUCAAGCUAA